AUGUCUGCGAGCAACGAUGUCUACCAGACCCCUCUUAACUCGCGCUAUUCGAGCCCGGAGAUGAAGUACCUCUUCUCUCCUCGAAAGCGUUUCUCGACUUGGAGAAGCUUGUGGAUCUGGCUGGCGGAGUCCCAAAAAGAGUUGGGGCUUCCGAUUACCGACGAGGCACUCGAGCAGAUGAAGGCCCAUGCCACGAUUCAAGAUGACGAGUUCCAGGUUGCCGCCGAGGAGGAGAAGCGCCGGAGACACGAUGUGAUGGCCCACGUCCACGCCUUUGGGCAGGUCGCCCCGUCGGCAGCUGGCAUCAUCCACUGGGGAGCUACCUCGUGCUACUGUACCGACAACGCCGACCUGAUUCUCCUGCGGGAGGGUCUUGACAUCCUUAUUCCAAAACUGGCAGUGGUCAUUGGCAAGCUCUCCACGUUUGCCCAGCAGUACAAGGAUCUACCGUGUCUGGGCUUCACACACGGGCAGCCGGCCCAGCUGGUGACUGUGGGUAAGAGAGCCUGUCUCUGGAUUCAGGACCUCCUGAUGGAUCUGCGAAACCUCGAGCGUGCGCGCGACGACCUGCGUUUCCGUGGUGUCAAGGGCACCACCGGAACUCAGGCCUCCUUCCUCCAGAUCUUCAGCGGCGACCACGACAAGGUGGAAAAGUUGGAUGAACUGGUGACUGAGAAGGCCGGGUUUGGGUCGGCCUUUAUCAUCUCCAGUCAGACCUACUCGCGCAAGAUUGAUGUGGAUGUCGGAAAUGCACUGGGCUCGUUCGGUUCCACCUGCGAGCGCAUCGGUAUUGAUAUCCGUCACCUGGCUAUGCUCAAAGAGGUCGAGGAGCCGUUUGAAAAAGACCAGAUUGGCAGCAGCGCAAUGGCUUACAAGCGCAACCCCAUGCGCUCGGAGCGUCUGUGCUCGCUUGGACGCCACCUGCAGAACCUCCCCAAGGAUGCCUUGGAUACCUAUGCGGCCCAAUGGUUUGAACGAUCUCUGGAUGACAGUGCUAUCCGUCGUAUCAGCAUUCCGGAGCUCUACCUGUCUGCCGAUGCUUGUCUCAUUCUUCUGAACAACGUCACCUCCGGCUUUGUCGUCUACCCGGAAGUCAUCAAGCGCCGAGUCUACGACGAGCUUCCUUUCAUGGCAACUGAAAACAUUAUUAUGGCCUGUGUCCGAAAGGGUCUCUCGCGGCAAGAUGCCCACGAGGAAAUCCGUGUCCUCUCCCACCAAGCCGCGGAUAAUGUCAAGAAGCACGGCAAAGACAAUGACCUGCUCGAGCGUAUCCGCCACACUUCCUUCUUCGACCCGAUCAUCCCCGAACUGGAAAGUCUCCUCGAUGCCAGCACCUUUGUCGGCCGCGCUCCGCAGCAGGUGGAGAAAUUCACGACGACGGAGGUGGCUGCGGCCCUCAAGCCGUAUGCGGAGCAUCUUUCCAAGGCGGAGACCUCUUCUCUGCAUGUUUAA
Penicillium alfredii is the source of this 1452-nucleotide messenger RNA. RefSeq names its product adenylosuccinase ADE13 (gene ade13). Gene Ontology annotation, molecular function: N6-(1,2-dicarboxyethyl)AMP AMP-lyase (fumarate-forming) activity; (S)-2-(5-amino-1-(5-phospho-D-ribosyl)imidazole-4-carboxamido) succinate lyase (fumarate-forming) activity. The record is from RefSeq and is a predicted model, not a curated record. The transcript has 9 exons. The coding region runs from base 1 to 1452 and encodes 483 amino acids. Gene Ontology annotation, cellular component: cytosol. Lineage: Eukaryota; Fungi; Ascomycota; Eurotiomycetes; Eurotiales; Aspergillaceae. Gene Ontology annotation, biological process: 'de novo' AMP biosynthetic process.